UUACACACACACACGCUAGAUAUAGAUUCAACAUUUGAUAAUCAUCCUCUGACUUAUACAAUACAAAAUAAUAAAUAAAAUCGUCAUCCGCCGUCGAUCACCGUCUCUAUCGGCCAUUACUCACCUUCCUCCCCAAUGAGAAAGGUUUGUAACAAAGUACUUGAAGAAGUUUAAGAAAUCAGAAAAGCCUAUAGAGAUAGAGAUAGAGAUGGCUAUAGGUACAGCUGCUUUAUCUGAUGAGCCUCCAGCUCCUUCUUGGUUCACUCCUAAAAGGUUGCUUGUAGUAUUUUGUGUCAUCAACAUGGUGAAUUAUGUGGACCGAGGAGCCAUUGCAAGUAAUGGUGUAAAUGGGAGUCCCAGAAGUUGCACGGAAAGUGGUGUUUGCUCCGAUGGUAGUGGAAUUCAGGGUGAUUUUGAUCUGACCAAUUUUAGAGAUGGUGUUAUUUCAUCCGCCUUCAUGGUUGGACUUCUUGUUGCCUCUCCAAUAUUUGCAUCAUUGGCCAAGAGCAUCAAUCCUUUUAGGCUUAUUGGAGUUGGUUUGUCUGUAUGGACUUUUGCUGCAGCUGGUUGUGGGUUUUCAGUUGACUUUUGGUCUAUCACAAUAUGCCGAAUGUUAGUUGGUGUUGGUGAAGCUUCUUUCAUAAGUCUUGCAGCUCCAUUCAUUGAUGACAAUGCUCCAGUAGAUCAGAGAACAGCAUGGCUAGGAAUAUUCUACAUGUGCAUACCGACUGGAAUUGCCGUUGGUUAUGUUUAUGGAGGACUGGUUGGAGCUAGUUUAGGUUGGCGUUAUGCAUUUUUUGGCGAGGCAAUUUUAAUGCUGCCAUUUGCUAUCUUGGGUUUUACUAUGAAACCUUUACAUAUGAAAGGCAUGUCAACUGAUAAGAAGUUCCCAACGCCUUUGAAUGAUGAUCUUCCUGACCAUAGCCAUAAGGAACAUUCCAGCUACCUUUCAUUUACAUUCAACCAGUUAUCCAGAUUCUGGCUAGAUAUACAAGCUCUUUUGCACGAGAAGAUAUAUGUGAUAAAUGUUCUAGGUUAUAUUGCUUAUAACUUUGUCAUUGGUGCAUAUUCAUACUGGGGACCAAAGGCUGGUUAUAGCAUAUAUCAAAUGAAUAAUGCUGAUAUCUUAUUUGGAGGAAUCACAAUAAUUGGUGGAAUUGUAGGCACAUUGGGGGGAAGUAUCAUCUUGGAUCGCAUGAAUUCCACUAUCCCUAAUGCUUUUAAGCUGCUUUCUGCAACGACGUUCUUUGGAGCAAUAUUUUGCUUUAGUGCCUUUUGUUUUAGUAACUUGUACGUUUACAUGGCUCUCUUUCUUAUUGGGGAGAUUCUCGUUUUUGCCACUCAGGGUCCUGUGAAUUUUGUUUGUCUCCAUACUGUUAAACCAAGUCUACGACCAUUAUCUAUGGCUAUGUCAACUGUAUCUAUUCACAUUUUUGGUGAUGUGCCAUCCUCUCCACUUGUUGGGAUACUCCAGGAUAAAGUUGACAACUGGAGGACAUCAGCUCUGAUCUUAACUUCAGUAUUCUUUUUGGCUGCUGGAAUAUGGUUUAUAGGCAUUUUUCUUCACAGUGCAGACAGAUACAAUGAAGACAAUGAGAAUCUAGUGACCACUACCAAGCAGUCAGAUAUAAUACCGUUGCUUGAAAAUAAGCCGGAUGAUGCGCUUCCUACUUCCACUUCACUUUAAGCAUGAAUAGAUGGAUGAUAGAUUCAAGAUGAAGCAAAUGUACAGCAUCCCCUCUCAUUGUUGUUUUCAAGAAGUUUUCCUAUUUGUGUUGUAACAUUCUACUGGCAGACUAUGUAUAAACUUCUAUUAGCAGGUAUAUGACCUUUCAUUUAUCUUGGGUUGGACAGAGUCAGAUCCAGUAUGCAAACAACCCGACUCGAGUUCUUAUCAUGUUUUCAGUCCGUUAAAUGUUAAUACUCGUAUAUGUGUAAUUAGUGUUGGAAGCCCGGUUGAACUUCAGUCAAGUA
Erigeron canadensis is the source of this 1974-nucleotide messenger RNA. RefSeq names its product probable sphingolipid transporter spinster homolog 2. Gene Ontology annotation, cellular component: membrane. Bases 209 to 1687 code for a protein of 492 amino acids. The record is from RefSeq and is a predicted model, not a curated record. Gene Ontology annotation, molecular function: transmembrane transporter activity. Lineage: Eukaryota; Viridiplantae; Streptophyta; Magnoliopsida; Asterales; Asteraceae. Gene Ontology annotation, biological process: transmembrane transport. The transcript has 15 exons.